Acanthocheilonema viteae is the source of this 1281-nucleotide messenger RNA. The record is from the annotation of a GenBank genome assembly. Lineage: Eukaryota; Metazoa; Nematoda; Chromadorea; Rhabditida; Onchocercidae.
AUGUUAAGAAAUGUCAGUGAUUUUGUGCGGAAUGUGCUAAAGAAAACAAAACAAGUGAAGGAUAUUUGGAUGGAUGCCUUUGAAUCUGCACCGUCGGAUUCAGCUACUGUUGUUGAUGGCUAAACCACUUUCAUUUUCUUUGUUGGAUUCUUGUUUUUGGCAUGGAAAAACUUAGAACUACACAGUAUACAUAAUAUUUGUGAACCAAUUAGAAAAAGCAGAAGAAAAGAAUAUUCCUAUGCACUGCUGUUAGCAUAUCAGGGCAAGAAAUACAAUGGUAUGCAGGUGCAAAAAGAUUUCCCCACAGUUGAGGGCGAAUUGUUCAAAGCGAUGGCUAAAUGCCGAUACAUUUCUGAAGAUGAUGUUCUUAAUCCUGUUCGUUUUUCAUUUCAAAGAGCUGCUAGAACAGAUCGUUCCGUAUCCGCAGCGCGGCAGAUGUGCUCGAUGCGGUUGGCACCAGAAAACCACGAAUAUUUUCUAAAAACAGCUACUGAUAAAUUGAACGCAUAUUUACCUGAGGAAAUUCGGGUUUUGGGUAUUAGAACUUACGAAGACCGAAGCAACAUGCGAUAUAUACAUGAUUUCAAAUGCGGUCCAACACAACUUGUUGAAGAUCAAGUCCGGGGUGAUAUGGUUGAAUUUAUUACUCUUUAUAUCACUGGACAAAGCUUUAUGCUGCAUCAGAUUCGGAAAAUGAUCGGGAUGACAGUGGCAACUUUCAGGGGACUGUGUAGCAAAACUGAAGUGAAAAAUACAUUUCUGAGUGAGCGAAUGGAUGUACCAAAAGCACCCGGUCUAGGUUUAGUAUUAGAUAAAGUACACUACGAAAGUUACGACAAAUGGUACGAGAAAACACACGAGACAUUGAAUAAUUGGGGUGAAGAAACUGAAGCGAAAGCUGACGAAUUUCGACAACUUUAUAUAAUUGCAGAAAUUUACCGUCAGGAGCUUGCUACUCACUCGAUGUUCUUAUGGUUAACUACCUUAAUAAAGCACGACAUAACGAUACCCGGAAUUACAAGAUACUCAAAAGAAAGAUCACCAUUGGGAUUAGCUUCCGAUCGUGCAUAUCUUGCAAAUGCAGAAUUGAAGGAAGUGAAAAAAGAAAAACAAAAUCAGGUGUUCACUGAAUGUGAGAAAGAACGGAAAGAUGAUGUGACAGAACUGAUGAGGAAGGAUUCGGAUUCACAGUCAAGAGAAAAUUCAGAAGGAAGUUCCACAGACACUAUAACUGUUGAUAGUACUUCUCCAAAAGAAAUAUUGCACUGUGGAGAGUCCUGA